This is a messenger RNA of Cladophialophora bantiana CBS 173.52, 363 nucleotides long. RefSeq lists its product as uncharacterized. The transcript has a single exon. NCBI's taxonomy places the organism in Eukaryota, Fungi, Ascomycota, Eurotiomycetes, Chaetothyriales, Herpotrichiellaceae. Bases 1 to 363 code for a protein of 120 amino acids. The record is from RefSeq and is a predicted model, not a curated record.
AUGCCACUACAGAACCAACCCGGUCUGGCUCUGCGAGACAAGACUGUACCAUUACUGCCCUCACUAUGUCAACCCAAACUGUUGCUGCUACUGGUACGCGCACUCUUCGGCCCAUACGACGCCUGCGAGUUCAUCACGCCCGAAGCAUACUCUGCGAGGGGAGACCGCUGGGACCAACUCGUCUCCUUGGCUCUACCCGCCCCCUCCGAGAUCGCGGCCUCUUCUCGCGCCUCCAUAACGAUGACCGCCUGUCGGCGUACUUUCAUGCGCCUUGGCAGAUCUACCAUCAGAACCGCUCGUGUGUACUACUUUGGACGAGAAGCUGUCGAGAUACGUGAGCGCGAAGUAAACGUUCCUCACUAA